Molecule: messenger RNA, 1819 nt
Organism: Oryza brachyantha (malo sina)
Lineage: Eukaryota; Viridiplantae; Streptophyta; Magnoliopsida; Poales; Poaceae
Product: protein DETOXIFICATION 40-like
Exons: 7
Coding region: 114-1607 (497 amino acids)
Biological process (GO): xenobiotic detoxification by transmembrane export across the plasma membrane
Cellular component (GO): membrane
Molecular function (GO): antiporter activity; xenobiotic transmembrane transporter activity
Source: RefSeq, a predicted model, not a curated record
AUCUCACUCGUGUUCUCGCUGUUCUAGCAGGUAUAUACACGUAGUAGUUAGCUAGCUGCUUCUCUUCGGUGCGGUGUUGCUCUAGUCUCUAGCUACCUUCAGUUCCCAAAACAAUGGCCGCCGGCGAGGCGUCGCCGUCGUCGUCUCACGAGCUCAGCCGCCGGCUGGAGGGCAUCCUGCGCGACGGCGAGGCGCCGUGGGCACGCCGUGUUUGCAAGGCGGCCGUGGUGGAAGUCAGGCUGCUGAUGCCGAUCGCGGCGCCGGCGAUAGUGGUGUACGUGCUCAACAACGUGCUCUCCAUCUCCACGCAGAUCUUCUGCGGCCACCUCGGCAACCUCGAGCUCGCUGCUUCGUCGCUCGGCAACAACGGCAUCCAGAUCUUCGCCUACGGCCUCAUGCUCGGAAUGGGGAGCGCGGUGGAGACGCUGUGCGGGCAGGCGUACGGCGCACACAAGUACGACAUGCUGGGCGUCUACAUGCAGCGCUCCACCGUGCUGCUCAUGGCCACGGGCGUCCCGCUGGCCGUCCUCUACGCCUUCUCCCGCCCCAUCCUCGUCCUCCUCGGCGAGUCCCCGGAGAUCGCCGGCGCCGCCGCCGUGUUCGUCUACGGCCUCAUCCCGCAGAUCUUCGCGUACGCCGCCAACUUCCCCAUCCAGAAGUUCCUGCAGGCGCAGAGCAUCGUGGCGCCCAGCGCGUACGUGUCCGCCGCCGCGCUGCUGCUGCACGUGGCGCUGUGCUGGCUGGCGAUCUACCGGCUCGGCAUGGGCCUCCUCGGCGCGUCGCUCGCGCUGAGCGUCAGCUGGUGGGUGAUCGUCGCCGCGCAGUUCGUGUACAUCGUCGCCAGCGACCGGUGCCGGCGGACGUGGACGGGGCUGUCGUGGCGGGCCUUCUCCGGCCUGCCCGACUUCCUCAGGCUGUCCGCCGCCUCCGCCGUGAUGCUCUGCCUCGAGACCUGGUACUUCCAGAUCCUCGUCCUCCUCGCCGGCCUCCUCGACGACCCCCAGCUCGCCCUCGACUCCCUCACCGUCUGCAUGACGCUUGCUGGAUGGGUGAUGAUGAUAUCCAUCGGGUUCAACGCGGCAGCGAGCGUGCGCGUGGGGAACGAGUUGGGAGCGGGGCACCCGCGCGCGGCGGCGUUCUCGGUGGUGGUGGUGACCGCGCUGUCGUUCGUGAUAACGGUGGCGAUGGCGGUGGUAUUCCUCAUCUUCCGCGACUACAUCAGCUACAUCUUCACGGACGGGGAGACCGUCUCCCGCGCCGUCUCCGACCUCUGCCCGUUCCUCGCCGCCACGCUCAUCCUCAACGGCAUCCAGCCCGUCCUCUCAGGCGUGGCUGUCGGGUGUGGAUGGCAGAAGACUGUGGCGUACAUCAACGUCGGAUGCUACUAUUUUGUGGGUGUCCCUCUCGGUUUUCUCCUGGGCUUCAAAUUCCAUCUCGGUGCAAAGGGGAUAUGGAGUGGGAUGCUAGGUGGAACCUGCAUGCAGACGCUCAUAUUGUUCUGGAUCACUUUCAGGACUGACUGGAACAAAGAGGUGGAACAAGCCAAGAAGAGACUGAAUCAGUGGGACGACAAGAAGCAGCCGCUUCUAGCAAGCACCGACGAAUGAUCAUGGUUCACACGAAAAAAUGGAUGCGCGUGUUUGUCUUUCAUAUCAUGCAUGUAUGCACGUUGAUCACAGAAAUGCUUGUCGGUGUUAAUUUGCGUUUCAAUAAUACUUCCGCGUUCAUCGUGUUCGCUUUCAUCCCUAUAUAAAUAUUAUUUCCUCCAUACGUAAAUAUUAAAAAAUAUGAUAUUAGUUAGCUCAAAAUUGAACCAAUC